AUGCUGCUGGUGCUAAGUCGUCGUGUCGUCGGCCUGCGGUCCCGGUGUCUAAAAGCUGUCUCGACAUCGUCUCUAUCACUUUCUCAUUUAUUGCAUCAUAGUCGUGUGCAUUUUCAAGCAGCAACUGAUUUUGCACGUGUUGAUGUUGAGAUUGUGCCGGUAUUGAACGUAUUGGACUGUUGCAUGCGCGUGUCACAUGAUGUGGACAUUCAGAAGACAUUUUCCAUGGACAUGGUGGACACAAAAACGUUACGGAUUGUGAAGAAAACGAGUGGAGGUGACACGAAGGUACAGCUGUUGCUGCCACCGACGCUUGAUUUGCAUGUGGCAGUAGCCAAUGGCCAUGUCGUGGUGCAGGACAAGAUUGAAGGUGACGUGAAGGUCGUCGUAGGAUGUGGUGACAUUACUGUACAUAAACUGCGCGGCCAGCUGGUCCAUUUAAAGACCAAUGGGGGAACGAUCCAAGUGUCGGCAGUCAUUGAAGGUGAGACGGUGCACUUGGAAGCCAGUGACAGUAUCCACUGCAAGAAAUUAAUGGCAGAUAAAGCACAGGUGAAACUUGGGAAAGAAGGACAGAGUGAUUCGAACUUUGGAGCCAUUUAUGCAUCAACAUGUAGCAUCACGUCAACGGAUCAGACUGGAGAGACGGCGUUGCGAGUUGGGAAUAUGCAUGGCUAUUUACGAGUAUCAAGUGAAGGACUAAAGAGUGUCCAGGUGGACAGUGUGACGGGUGCUUUGGACAUGCAGGACAGUGGAGACAAGUGUCACGUUGUAGCACACUUUGAUUCGUGGACGGACAAGAGCUCUAGUAGUAUUUUGGUUGGUGGAGACGUGCGGGUCUCUUUGCAACCUGCAGCACCAAUUGAUGUGGAAUUGCACGGUGCAAAGGUCACACUCGGGACAGAAUGCAACUUUUUAAGCAGUGAAAUGGACCAUUUGGAUGACGACUACGCCGUCUUUACAGGCGAACUUCAGGCACAAGAAGGAACUCUGGCCUCGCCUUCGACGGGGAAGAUUAAUAUGGAGAGCGCAAAGGACGAUGCGAUGCGGACGUCCUUCUUUAUGAAACAGAGCUCGAGCGACGACGAGAGCGGGGAAUCCAAGACAUCGCGGCUGUUUGUUCAUGCACUGAGUGGUGAAGUUACGCUGGAUCAGCUAAACUGGAUGGACAAUAUCAAGCGCAAAUACUUGAAGCAAUAG
Peronospora farinosa is the source of this 1200-nucleotide messenger RNA. The record is from the annotation of a GenBank genome assembly. NCBI's taxonomy places the organism in Eukaryota, Oomycota, Peronosporomycetes, Peronosporales, Peronosporaceae.